AUAAUUUUAGCAUAUAAGGCUGGCACGCUACAAUCAUACCGGGGCACCUUUGUCGAUGUUUAUCGGGAGAAAAACAUCGCGAGCAGAGAAAAUGGCAUCGAAGAUAUUCAAGCUUUUGUUGAUUAUACAUAUUGUGGUGCUUUGUGUCUGUGCUAAGAGUAUCGAAAACUCCAAAGGAACGGAUAAGGAGGCAGAAAGUCCAAAGUUGGUGUCAAACAAACUCAAAGAUUCCGAAAAAAUUCUAUGGCCAUUAAUUUGGGAUUCAAAAAAUCCGAAGUUGGUGUCAAACAACCUCAAAGAUUCCGAAAAAAUUCUAUGGCCAUUAAUUUGGGAUUCAAAAAAUCCGAAGUUGGUGUCAAACAACCUCAAAGAUUCCGAAAAAAUUCUAUGGCCAUUAGUUUGGGAUUCAAAAAAUCCGAAGUUGGUGUCAAACAACCUCAAAGAUUCCGAAAAAAUUCUAUGGCCAUUAAUUUGGGAUUCAAAAAAUCCGAAGUUGGUGUCAAACAACCUCAAAGAUUCCGAAAAAAUUCUAUGGCCAUUAAUUUGGGAUUCAAAAAAUCCGAAGUUAGUGUCAAACAACCUCAAAGAUUCCGAAAAAAUUCUAUGGCCAUUAAUUUGGGAUUCAAAAAAUCCGAAGUUGGUGUCAAACAACCUCAAAGAUUCCGAAAAAAUUCUAUGGCCAUUAAUUUGGGAUUCAAAAAAUCCGAAGUUGGUGUCAAACAACCUCAAAGAUUCCGAAAAAAUUCUAUGGCCAUUAAUUUGGGAUUCAAAAAAUCCGAAGUUGGUGUCAAACAACCUCAAAGAUUCCGAAAAAAUUCUAUGGCCAUUAAUUUGGGAUUCAAAAAAUCCGAAGUUGGUGUCAAACAACCUCAAAGAUUCCGAAAAAAUUUUAUGGCCAUUAAUUUGGGAUUCAAAAAAUCCGAAGUUGGUGUCAAACAACCUCAAAGAUUCCGAAAAAAUUCUAUGGCCAUUAAUUUGGGAUUCAAAAAAUCCGAAGUUGGUGUCAAACAACCUCAAAGAUUCCGAAAAAAUUCUAUGGCCAUUAAUUUGGGAUUCAAAAAAUCCGAAGUUGGUGUCAAACAACCUCAAAGAUUCCGAAAAAAUUCUAUGGCCAUUAUUUUGGGAUUCAAAAAAUCCGAAGUCGGUGUCAAACAACCUCAAAGAUUCCGAAAUGAUUUGAUAUAGUUUAAAUUCAAACUAUUCCGAGGACCUGAUGUACAUGCAACUAUGGAUAACCCCUGAUUCAGUUAACUGCUCAAUUUGAUCACAGACAUUCAAAAAGAUUUGAUUCUAUAAUAUUUUUGAUCAAUUAUAUUCGUGUAUUCAGAGGCUUAAAUAUAUAUCCCAGAAUAAUAUACAAUGCAUCGAA
Messenger RNA from Styela clava, 1369 nucleotides. RefSeq lists its product as uncharacterized. The record is from RefSeq and is a predicted model, not a curated record. NCBI's taxonomy places the organism in Eukaryota, Metazoa, Chordata, Ascidiacea, Stolidobranchia, Styelidae.